AUGGCCCUCCUCGCCCUCCUGCUGCCCCCGACGAGAGCGUGCGCGGCCUCAGAUCAGAUACAGGCAUUCCAGUUCGCCCUCUCCACCGCCCUCCCCGUCCUCCCCGUCGCAUACACCUGCCCCUCCCCGCUGCAAGUGUCCAGGACCAGCUACAGCAAUGCAAAGACAGACGAUCCCAAGCCACCAUACAGCAUGGUCGCCCUCGUCCAUGAGCAGCUGUACGACGCUGCGGGCAUGCAGUAUGAACGGGUGUACUCUGUCACCGUCGGCCUGGGACAGCUCGACAAGGUGACAGAGGUCGCUCAUCCGUGGGGCAAUGGCACGCAGUUUAUCGCCUGCAUGUGGUCAGCCAACGCUGUCUCUGGCGGCUGCCAAGACUUGUUCACAGUCGUCCCCAGUGCCGACCUCACCGCCGCUGCUUACCAAAGCACCUCAUCCACCUGCCGCACGCCCAACGUGCUCGAGUCGUGGGUCACCCCUGCAAACGAGACACUCGAUGUGUCUGUCACAGGCGUGUCUGGCGACCUUGCCAUCAACGCCUGGCCUCCUGCUUGUGCGACAGGCUCGGAUAUCCAGUUCACACCCAAAAACGGCACAGCCCCCUACACUCUCCUCAUCGCCCCCGCCGCACACCCUCCGCUCAACAUUACCUCCUCAGACGCGGCACCCAUGAACUAUACAGUCCGUCUCACGCACGGCCAAGCAUUCAUGGCCGCCUUGUACGACAGCGCUGGUAAUUCAUGGGCUUAUGGACCGUUACAUGCAGGGUACAGUGAUGAUGUCAAAUGUCUUGGGGUGGCUACCGGCGAAGAGGUAGAUGACCCUGCCGCAGGGUAUGGGUUGGGAGCGUUGGUGGGAGGGGUAGCGGGGGCGUUCGUCGUCGGAGCGCUCGGUGCUGGGCUACUCUUCUUCUUUCUCUUUCGCCGGCCGAGUCGACCUAAACGCUCCGAAUCCACAGAAGACCUCUACGCCAACCCCCGUCCAUACCGUACCUCCUCCCACCACACCACCCACUCCAACACCGCCAGCCUGUACACCAAAUCCCUCCUGCCCAACGAUACACCCGAAUUCGAUACCCCUGCUACCCUGUACGAUCCGCAUAUGGCUGGGCCCGGCGGGUAUCCGCAGGGGCAUGUGAAGCGAGGUUCGGCGGGGACGGUGGGGACGCAGGGGAGGGAGAGUAUCUCGUCUCUGAGGCCUUUUCCUCGUCCGCCUUUACACCAACGCUCUUCGUCGGGCGAGUAUGUCAACCCGUACACCCCAUCUCCGCCUCAAGGUGGAAACUACCGCGACAACAUCAUCCUUGCCGACUUUGGCGCUGGGCAGAGAAGAGGGAGUGGGUCACCGAGGAGUAUGGUGCGUCCAGUCGAAGGGGACAAUGGGCAUUCACAAGAAACGUCCUACUCCUCCCGCCGAUCUGCGCCGGUACCGGGCAUCUCUCCGAGAUUACCAGCAAGCCCAGGUCCAUCCUCCCACGGCCGCUUCCCCUCUGCCCCAGCACCAUCCUCCCCAAUCCCCCGAUUCGAUCCAUUCAACCCUCCCACCCAACCUCUCCCGCCUACCCCAUUCCUUCAACACCAAAAUCGCUCGGGGUCGUUCCAUUCUCUUCCAGGAGUAGGGGAAAGCCCACCGGCCUCGCCGGGGAGGAUGAGGAAUGUCUAUGUCGUGCAUGCAGAUGGAGGCGCAGGUGCAGACGUGACGAUCCAAUUACCAGGCCCAAAUCCCCACACCCACAUCAUCGAGCUCCCACCAAAUUACCGUCGUACCCCCUCCCCACCCCGAUCAUCGCCUUCCCUCACGCCGCUUAUGCCGGGGGGAGAUGAUUUCUCACCGCCGCCGUUGAGAGGAGGCGGAGAGUUGCAUUUGGUUAGGUCGAGGGCGAGCGCGUUGAGUGGGUUGAGUGUACAGACGGGGACGGGGGAUAUGGGGGCGGAUGAGUUGAGGGCGAGGGCGGAGGCUGCUAUCGCUGAAAAAGAUCGACCGCUUUGA
This is a messenger RNA of Cryptococcus wingfieldii CBS 7118, 1989 nucleotides long. RefSeq lists its product as hypothetical. The transcript is spliced from 4 exons. Lineage: Eukaryota; Fungi; Basidiomycota; Tremellomycetes; Tremellales; Cryptococcaceae. Bases 1 to 1989 code for a protein of 662 amino acids. The record is from RefSeq and is a predicted model, not a curated record.